AUGAACACUGCAGAAGAAAAAGGCAUUGCGUCUUCAAAUAACAAAACUAUUCUAGUUUUAUCAGGUCAGAAGCAAAAUGUAGACGGUAUUCAAUCAGUGCUUAAUCCAUAUGAUGAAGCUUCUCGGCAUCUAGAAAUGCUCAGAAAAAAAUACGGAAGCACCUGGAACGGUUCAGAUGACCCAGAAAAUAAUUAUAAUUGGCCGUCAUGGCGCAAAAUUACAAUUGGUGUCAUAUUUCCCCUGGGACAGCUAGUGACUUUAAUGUCAGCCAGUAUGAUUGCUGCUGCUCUUGGCAAUAUCUCCCGCGAUUUGAGGAUUGAUGACUAUACUGCUAUGGUUAUAUUUUCUACUUAUAUUUCUACUUACUUUCUCGGUCUGGCCAUAGGACCUUUCGUGGCUGCCAUAUUCUCUGAAGUCACUGGCCGAAAAGGUAUAUGGCUAUUUUGCGAUGCGUGGUAUAUUUUGUGGAAUAUUCUCUGCCCACUCGGGAAUUCGAAGGCUUUGAUGAUCACGGGUAGACUCAUGACGGGAAUAGGAGUCAGUGGUGGUAUCACGCUUAAUGGACCCGUAAUGGCCGAUGUGUAUGGAAAACGAGAACGUGGAAAGUCGCUCGCAAUUGCGUCUUUUCUACCCUACCUUGGACCUGCACUUGGCCCGAUCUUUGGAGGCAUUAUCGCACAAUUGGUGGUGUGGCCAUGGAUAGUCUGGAUCAUAUCGAUUUUUAACAGUUUCAUAACCUUGGCGGGAUACUGUUUCAUUCGGGAAUCUUACACCAUGAUUCAAUUAAUCACAUUCGCAUUUGGAGUUGGCUUUGGCAUUUACACGAUUUUGAUUUCAACUUCUGCCACUCUUUAUAUAGAGCGUUACAAUCAGACUGUAUCGAUCAGCGCUCUUCAAUAUAUUGCAAUCGCUGCGUCUCAAAUUGGGGUUCGUAUCAUGGACUGGCUAUACAGAAGUCUUAGCAACAAAAACAACAAUUAUGGCAGACCGGAGUUCCGUCUUCCAUAUUCAAUGGUUGUUGCUAUCUUAUUGCCGAUUGGACUGCUCUGGUACAGCUGGGUUGCCGAAGUAACUGGCCCAUGGUCAGUAGUUGAUAUCGGUGCAUCUGUCUUUACCCUAGAGAAUAUGGUAUUCAGUCAAGGUCUUCUUGCUUACGAAUUGUAUGAAUUUGGUAAAUACGGGGCAUGGGCAAAUGCGGCAUCCCGAGUGGGUUCGAACAGUAUGGGAUUCAUUUUACCUACCUUUGGGCCCCAGCUUUAUGAAAAGUUGGGGUUCGGAUGGGGCAACAGUCUGUUGGGCUCUAUAUGGAUUGUAUCAGACGAUUCCAUCUGUUUUGUAUUGUACUAUUGGGGUGAAAGGAUACGUGUAAUUAAUUGGUAA
Botrytis deweyae is the source of this 1380-nucleotide messenger RNA. RefSeq lists its product as uncharacterized. Gene Ontology annotation, biological process: transmembrane transport. Lineage: Eukaryota; Fungi; Ascomycota; Leotiomycetes; Helotiales; Sclerotiniaceae. Bases 1 to 1380 code for a protein of 459 amino acids. The transcript has 4 exons. Gene Ontology annotation, molecular function: transmembrane transporter activity. The record is from RefSeq and is a predicted model, not a curated record.